AGGUGGGGCAGGAUGAGGUCCGGAUCUUGAGGCUUCUAGUUUCUUCUUAGCUUGAAUAUCGUUAAUGCAGAGAUUAAUGACAACACUGUGUGGACCAUGGAUUUCCAUACACGGUACACGAACGUCUGCCGUCUGUUUUGCCUCAGUAUGCAGGUUGUCUGGGGUUUAGACACGGUGACACUCCUGAAUCCCCCGGAGGAGCCUCUGCCAGACCACCUUUUGGAAGUGCUCUACUCCUGUGAUGAGCCUGCUACAGUGAAGCUGGACUGUAUCGUGUCUUUUGACACCGGCAUCACCUCCACGCUCCUGCUAGGACAGUGGGGCUGCGUCCCCGGGGACAGUAAAGUAAGGACUGUGGAGCUCGGCCUGCCGGACUGGCUGGUGUAUCAAGCGGAUGGGAUUGUUCCACACUCUCAGUGGGUGCUGAGCUGUAUCCUGCGGGCCUCGGUCCGACACACUGCGCAUGACGACACCGAGGGGUCAGUCGCAGCUCAGGAUGCGGCCGCUUUGCAGCCUAAGCCCAACUUCGGUCGACCUGUCAAACGGCAUCGGCUCUGCAUUUCCUGGAGUGCACGAAUGCUGCAGUUAACUCCACAGUUUCUGAAGGAACAAUGCCCCGUGGAGCGAGAAACGGUGCAUCUGCUGUCUUCAAUCUACGCUUCAACCGGAGAACGCUUUGGUAUCACCAAGACGCUGGGCCCUUACAGCAGCGAGGUGCUGGAGCACUUGCGCGUUGAAGCCGUCCCGUUCGCAUGGUGCUCGUUCUCCAUCUGGGUAUUCGUGACCGGACGCUGCCGGGAGAGCAUGUGCGGAGUGUUCCACCACAUAGACUCCGAUAACAACUACGCCACACCGGCACUGUUCCUCACGACAUCAGGCCAGCUGCACGUCCAGAUGAACGGGGGGUCUCGGGAAUCCUCGGCAGUUCUCUCUCCGUUCACGGUGCCGGUAGGCGAGUGGUGCCGACUCGGCCUGACGCUGCGCGGCGGAGCGGUGACCGUCUCGAUGGUGUGUGUGGAUCGGGAGCAGAGGACGUCUCGAUCCACGGAACACGUGCUGAGGCACGCCGUCUCGCUGGACGACACGGAGGGAUACUUUGUGAUCGGCGGGGGAAACUACGUGAGAGGAAUGGAAGGGUUCUUCGGACCGGUGGUCUACUACCGCAACCGGGCGUCGCCCCGCAGCACGUUUGAAGCUGUUCUCCCAGAUGUCAUUCAGGACGCGGACCUCAGUGGGUGGCUGCGGACCUGCCGAGAGCUCCGUCUCGACUUGGCGGCGAAAAUCAGAGGCUAUUCUCUCCGGGCCAAGCGGACGACGGAGUCCGACACCUGUUUCGAUGCUUUCCACCAGUGGAUGAUAGAGGACAGGGCACCGUCAGAUUCACAGUGUGAGCAGUGGGAGGCAACCGCCCCUCACAGACGACAGGCCGCAAAACUGUCCAAGUUGCUGGCUUUCAAGCAUGGGGGAAAGCGGGUCAGCUGGCCGGCUGUGGGCAGGGCGCUGUACUCCCUGUCGCUUCACAGGCUGGCCAGGGCGGGCAGCACCGGGGCGGUGGGCGGAGUGCUGCCGCUGCUGCUCCAAGCCGGCUGCUUGGCUGACGACAGAGCUCUGCGCACGGCAUCGGUGCUCUACAGCGCCGGCCUGGGGGUCGGGAAGCGGCCAGACAAGGCUUGGCUACUCGCCCUGCUGGCUGCCCAGAGGGAUGAUCGAUUAGCGCUUCUGCACCUCGGGCACCUGCACCUACAGGGGCUCCAUGGGCUCCCCGCAGACCCAGACCUGGCCUACGCCUAUUACGCAAACAUUGCUAAACAGACGACUUUAGACCGUCAGAAUCCCACACCGGAGCAGACGUUUGUUGAGGCUGUGUACCUGAACCACAAUGAGGAGUUGGAUCUCCAGACCAGUGAAGACCAUCACAUCUUCCAGUGGUUGAAACUGCAGGCACGCAGGGGAGCCGCUGAAGCCGAGCAAGCAGUUGCCCGCAUGCUCUUCUGGGGUCAGCAGGGAGUCUCUCCAAACAUCCAGAAGGCUGUGAGACACUACGAAAGGGGAGCUGUCCAGUGGGAGGACCCGGUGUCGAUGUAUGACUAUGGCAUAGUCCUGCUGCAGGGACAGGGGGUUGAAAAGGACGUCCCAAAAGCUGUCACUUUCCUCAAGAAAGCAAAGGACCAGGGUUUCGUUCCUGCAAUCAACGCCCUGGCCUGGUACUAUGAGCAUUUCGAACGGGACUAUGAGCAGGCGGUGCAGCUAUGGGAACAAGCUGAUCUCCUGGAGAGUCCGGAUGCCGCUUUGAAUCUUGGCGUCAUGUACUCGCAGGGUCUCUAUCCGGGAAAAGCUGCAGACCAGUAUAUGGCCUAUAAGUACUAUCUGAAGUCAGCAGAACGAGGGCACAUCAGGGCAGCACUUCACCUCGCAGACAUCUGGACCACUGGGUUACCCGGCCGCGUCAACAGACGUCCAUCAGAUGCUGUUCUGUGGGUCAAGUGGGCAGCUGAGCACAACGGAUACCUUGGCAGCGUCUUACGGAAAGCCUUGGAUUCAUAUCUCCAGAGUGACAUGUUCAGCUCACUGUUAUAUUACAUGGUGGCUGCUGAGUCGGGGUACGCAGCUGCACAAUUCAAUGUUGCAUAUCUCUGUGAACAAAAUUCGGGACGCUUUCUGGAUCCUGCUUUUGCAUCGAACUGUAUGUGGAGGUAUUACAACCUCACAAUCCAGAGUCAAAAUCCUGACACUGAUGCCUUGAUUAGGAUGGGUGACCUGAUGUAUGAGGGGCAGGUUGAUGGGCAGAAGGACCUGUUUCCUGCAGCGGAGAUGUACAAACUGGCAGCACUAAGGAACAAUCCACAGGGAUGGUACAGCCUCGGCCGCCUUGCUGAGGAGGGUUACAGGCUGCCGCUGUCAGUAUUGAGUGAACUGGGCCUUUCAGAGCUAUACCUGGCCGACACCAGCUUUCUUCUUAGCAUUUUGUACAAAAGAUGCAGAGACUCAGAAGAUACGGAUUCCUACUUGCCCUGCAGCCUUGCCCUCUUCAAUGUGUACCUUCAAUCGUUCCAAAAAGACUAUAGUGCUACUAUUAAGCUCUCUACUGCUGUUGCCGUGGUUGCAGCUCCAACGAUAUUCUUAAUCGUCCUUGGUGUGGUCAGGAGACGUUUCCUGUCUCGCAGCUAGAGCCAAGAUUGUUUUUAGGACCGUCAGCACAACAAACUGAAGGACUGGACGGCGAAGCCAACCCCCCGCACCGACAGCGCGGCAGUGUUUUGUCAGUUGACAUGCUGUAUGUUUACUAUGGGACCAAAAUGAAGAGUAACUGGCAUUGUGAUCAUGAGAAUGAAUGUUUUGUACACGCCUGGAACGUUUUUGGUUUGUAUGUUUUGUAUUGUUAAAAGAAUGUUAUUGACUUUAAAUGAACUUGAUUGAACAAUAAAG
Molecule: messenger RNA, 3426 nt
Organism: Xiphias gladius (swordfish)
Lineage: Eukaryota; Metazoa; Chordata; Actinopteri; Istiophoriformes; Xiphiidae
Product: protein sel-1 homolog 3
Exons: 23
Coding region: 97-3168 (1023 amino acids)
Molecular function (GO): protein binding
Source: RefSeq, a predicted model, not a curated record